AGCUCCUGCAGCCCGCGGUCAGCUGCACCGUCCGGCACUGCCCGACUCUGCGUGCCGUGGAUCCCCCGCACCGGCGAAGGCGCAGGAGAGCUGCCGGGCACGGGAGGUGCUGAUUCCCUGCCGGCGACCGCGGUGUCCCACCGAGCCGUGCCACGCCGGGGGAAAUGGGGCUGUGCGGGGUCUGCUUCCCUGCAGCUCUUCUCGUCCUCGCAGCUGCAGGGGUCCGGAGCCGGCAGGCGGGACCGUGCACCCUCCACGUGCUGGUGGCCCUGGAUGUCACCGACUACCAGCAAUCCAACCUGCAGCCCUACCUGGAGCGGGUCCUGCGGGACCUGACCGCGCUGGACCACCUCACCUGCAGCCCGCUCAACCUGAGCCUCAGCCUGCAGAGCACACAGCGGGAAGGGGAAACCCUCUUCCAGGAGCGGCUGCGGGAGCCCUGGAUGGACGUGCUGCAACGCCUGGCACGGGCGCACGCUUUCCAGCGCUCCUACCUCAACCAGCUCGCCCUGCAGAGCUUCCUCGGCACCCUGGCACGGCAGGCGGCUGAUGCCAAGGUGCUACUGGUGUUCACGGACGGGCUGGACGAUGAUGCGGGGAAGAUGAAGGAGGCGGCAACGUCGGCUUGGCUGCAAGACCAGGCUGACCUGCUGGUGACGGUGGCGGUGAACAACGUCACGGGGCUGGGGGACCUGCAGCAGAUGGAGUUUGGGAGAUGGCUGGCGAGCGGGCAGCACCUCACCGUGGACAUGCCGGAGGUCGGCGGGCACGUGGCGCAGGAGCUGCUGGCCCUGGCAGAACGGACGUGCUGCCAGAUGUGUCCCUGCACCUGCGUGGGGCUGCCCGGUCCACGAGGCCCCGGCGGCCCCCACGGGGGGAAGGGGGUGACAGGCAGCAAGGGGCGUGCUGGAGACGAGGGCGAGCAUGGACACAGCGGGGAGCAGGGACCGCGAGGUCUCCACGGCAGCCGAGGGAUGCAGGGAUGCCCAGGACAGUAUGGACAGAAGGGCUUCAUGGGUCACCCCGGGGAGCAGGUACGUCCCUGCCUCGUGGUUUAUCCUGCGGCUCCUGCGGGCAUCGAUGGUGGCCAAGGCCAUGGACAGCUGGCAGCGGCAGGGAGACCUCGAGGACGGGCAGGGAAGAGAGGGAUGCGGGGAGGGGAAUGGGAGAUGGUCAUGGUGGAGGGGUGGGAUGGCCUGGGGUGCUGCGGGAAAUGGGGCAAAGCCAGGACCUGGCUAUUGCACCCCAUGCCGUAUAACCUGGCACCAGACCGUGUCACCUCCUUGCAGGGACCUCCUGGAGAAGCCGGCUAUGACGGUGUGGACGGGGAGCAGGGUGAAGCGGGGACCCCCGGCCGCCCCGGAGAGAAGGGGUCCCGGGGGAGGCAGGGGCAGAAAGGUUCCCGGGGUGCCCGGGGGGAGAAGGGUCCCCCAGGCUCUUGCGGCGAGGUGGGGCCACCCGGGAGGACAAGCCCCGAGCCCGGCACCCCAGGGUGGAGAGGAGAUGGGGGUCCCCAGGGAGACCCCGGCCAGGAUGGUCCCCCGGGGCCAGCGGGGCCCCCGGGUCCCCCUGCUCACCCGACCUCGUGCCAGAAAGGGCAGCAGGGAGUGCAGGGCAAGAAGGGGAACCGUGGCAGCCCCGGCCCCGAGGGACAGAAGGGCUACGGAGGUGCCCAGGGGCUGCCGGGGCUGCGGGGGACGAACGGUGUCACCGGUCACCCGGGGCGCAGAGGACUUCAGGGUCUGCCCGGAGCCGAGGGCUCCCAGGGAGCAGCCGGACCAGCUGGUCCCAAAGGGGACAAGGGGCAGGCAGGAGACAAGGGCAAGAAGGGGAGUGUGGGACCGCGGGGACCCAAAGGCACCCUGGGUGAGAACGGGUGUGACCGGAGAGGUGCUCCAGGGAGGAAGGGUGACAAGGGCGCUCGGGGCCUGCCGGGAUACCCCGGGGCUCAGGGUGAUGGGGGUGAGAGAGGAUCCCCGGGGGACAAGGGUGCACGAGGGCUGCCCGGGCGCAGGGGCGAUCCCGGGAGCAGAGGAGAAGCAGGCAGCCGCGGCAGUGCGGGACCUCCGGGAGAGAUGGGCCCAAAGGGCUCGCCAGGCAUUCCCCCCUCCACGCCUUGCGAGCUCAAGGCUUUCAUCCGCCGGAGCUGCGUCACCACCUCGCCCUCCUGCCCGCUUUUCCCCACCGAGCUGGUUCUGGUGCUGGAAACCUCAUCCACCGUAUCGCCAGCCCUCUUCUCCCGCAUGAAGGAGCUGCUGGCCCUGCUGCUCCGGGACCUGCAGAUCUCCCCGUUGGGCUGCCCGGCGGGGGCCAGGGUGGCCGUGCUGGCCUACGCGGCCACCCCUACCUACCUGCUGCGUGCCGGGGAGAUGGGGAGCAGGACCGCGCUGCUGGACCGCCUCCGCCGCCUCUCGCCCACCCGUUCCUCCCGGCGCGGCCGCCUGGCCACCGCCAUGCGUUUCGUGGGGCACCACGUGCUCAAAAGGGUCCGGCCGGCCACCCUGGGCAGGAAAGUGGUCCUCUUCGUCACCAGCGGCCGAAACCAGCACCUGGAGGGCAUCGGGGAGGUUGCUCUGCAGUACGAAGCCCUGGGCAUCGUGCCGGCAGUGCUCACCUUCAGCCCGCUGCCAGAGGUGGUGCGGGCUUUCCAGGUUAACAGCCUCUUCCGAGUGGUCCAGCUCUCGGCGGCGGAGCCGGCUGGCGAUGCGGCGGUGCUGCAGGAUGCGGUGCUGCCCUGCAUCCUCUGCUUCGAUCUCUGCCGCCCCGAGAGCUGCACCGCAGCCGUGCCGUCCCCUGACCCGCUGGACGUGGACUUGGCCUUGGUGGUGGACAACGCAGCCCCAGGGAUGCUGGCGGAGAGGCUGGAGGCUGUCGGCGAGCUCUUCCACCAUCUCCUGGAGCACCUGCAGCUCACGGGGCCGGAUCUGGUGCAGCGUGGCACCCGCAUCGCCCUGGUGCUGACGGGACCCUCCACUCCCGGGCAGGGUUUGGCCGAGGUCCCCUUCGGGCUGCCCGGCUCCGGGGAGCAGCUCCGGGAGCGUCUCCACCUCGCCUUGGUGCCCAGGCCGGCUGCGGCAUCCGCCAGCGGCGCGGUGGUGUGGACCCUCCGGCACGUCUUCCCGCAGAGCUCCGGCGACCGGCUCCGCGUCCUCUUCGUGGUGGGGACGGGGGCCGCGUUGUUGUGGGACGGGGAGGCACGGCGGGCGCUGGCCCCCUUUGCCCCGUGUGAGGAUUUUGGCAUCUUGGUGCUCUCCCUGGGGCGAGCCGGGACAGAGCAGCCGGAGGCGGCUGUGCCGGAGGCGCUGCCGGCGUGGCGGUACCAUUCCCUGCGCCUGGGCUCGGUCCACCCACCCGAGAUGGGGUACGCGGAGAGGACGGCGCUGGGCUUCCUCAGGAGGCUGCGGGCGGAGAGCAGCCAGCGCCCCGGCACCCCGGGGUGCCCCCAGGAGGUGCCCCCCGCCGGCACCAGGACGGGCAAGCCCCCCCCAGGGACCCCUGCGCAGACCCCCGAGGUCCCCACUGGGAUGCCCACGGCACCCACCGGCCCCGGUAAGGGCCGGAGGGCUGCGGCCGUUCCCGGACCGUGCACCCUGGACAAGGACCCCGGCAGCGCCUGCACCCAGUUCUCCGUGAUGUGGUACCACCGGUGGGAGACGGGGUCCUGCGAGCGCUUCUGGUAUGGGGGCUGCGGGGGCAAUGCCAACCGCUUCGGCAGCGAGCAGGACUGCAUCCGCGCCUGCGUGGACCUGGGUCCUGAUGAAGCCGGCGUGGGCGAGAGCAACGUGACGCAGGCUGCCUGCCUGGAGGUGAGGGACCCGGGACCCUGCCACUCCUUCUCGCCCAAGUGGUUCUUCGAGGGUCACCAACCCGGCCGCUGCUCGCUCUUCUGGUACGGGGGCUGCGGCGGCAGCCGCAAUCGCUUCGAGAGCCGGGAGCAGUGCGAAGCCGCCUGCCUGUCCCCAGGCAAGGUGAACCCCCCGGCCCCCCACCCCGUCAACGCCUCUGCCUGCACCUCUGCGCCCGGCUGCUAGGGCUGACAGCCCCCUUAUCGGGGUUUGGGGUGCCUCCGGUCCCCCCCCCUCCGGGAUGCAGCACCCGGAGGCGCAGCGCUCGUCCUCUGCAAACCUCGCCUGCCCCUGCCUGCGCAGGCUCGAGAAACGAGGACACUUGAAUUAUUGCACAAGGACCUCGAGGUCCUGCCAAGUUUCUGACAGCUCAUCUUCAGCUGCUCCAUCACUGGGGGGGGGGGGGGAAGG
Messenger RNA from Harpia harpyja (harpy eagle), 4256 nucleotides. Its product is annotated as collagen alpha-3(VI) chain-like. The record is from RefSeq and is a predicted model, not a curated record. The transcript has 31 exons. Gene Ontology annotation, molecular function: serine-type endopeptidase inhibitor activity. Bases 165 to 4031 code for a protein of 1288 amino acids. Lineage: Eukaryota; Metazoa; Chordata; Aves; Accipitriformes; Accipitridae.